AUGCCCUGGCAAGUGCUCUCUCAAACCGUGCUAACUUUCUUGAAGAGUAUCGACAAGAACAGCUCCGGCACAAUUGAUGCACGGGAGCUCCUCGAGGCUCUGGGCGAUUCUGACAUCAAGGAGGAACAAGUUCAACAUUUCAUCGAGCAAUACGAUAAGAAUAAGGAUGGAAUGUUAGAUCUUAACGAACUCAUGGAUUUCUUUGAGAGUAUUGGUUUGUAA
Hydatigera taeniaeformis is the source of this 222-nucleotide messenger RNA. NCBI's taxonomy places the organism in Eukaryota, Metazoa, Platyhelminthes, Cestoda, Cyclophyllidea, Taeniidae. The record is from the annotation of a GenBank genome assembly.